Messenger RNA from Panicum virgatum (switchgrass), 837 nucleotides. RefSeq names its product mitochondrial import inner membrane translocase subunit TIM17-1-like. The record is from RefSeq and is a predicted model, not a curated record. Bases 1 to 837 code for a protein of 278 amino acids. Lineage: Eukaryota; Viridiplantae; Streptophyta; Magnoliopsida; Poales; Poaceae. Gene Ontology annotation, cellular component: TIM23 mitochondrial import inner membrane translocase complex; mitochondrial inner membrane. The transcript is spliced from 3 exons. Gene Ontology annotation, molecular function: transmembrane protein transporter activity. Gene Ontology annotation, biological process: protein import into mitochondrial matrix.
AUGACCACUCCGGAGACGUCGCGGGAGCCCUGCCCGGACCGCAUCAUCGACGACGUCGGCGGCGCCUUCGGGAUGGGCGCGGUGGGCGGCGCCGCCUUCCACUUCCUCAAGGGCGUCUACAACUCCCCCAACGGCCACCGCCUCGCCGGGGGCGCCACGUCCGCGCGCAUGCUCGCGCUGCGCCUCGGCGGCAGCUUCGCCGUCUGGGGCGGCCUCUUCUCCACCUUCGACUGCGCCCUCGUCUACGCCCGCGAGAAGGAAGACCCCUGGAACUCCAUCGCCUCCGGCGCCGCCACCGGCGGCCAGCUCGCCAUGCGCCAGGGCCUCCUCGCCGCCGGGAGGUCCGCGGUCUUCGGCAGCGCCCUCCUCGCGCUCAUCGAGGGCGCCGGGAUCAUGCUCAACCGUGUCUUGGUCGUCCCGCCGCUGCCGGAGGAACUGCUGCAACCUGGCCAGCACGCACCACCUAGCUUCCUGGGAGUGUCGCCGGCGCCGCCGAUCGCGGUUCAGGAGGUUCCGGUCCCUGACUCUGGCUCGAGCUCGACUGGGUGGCUUGGCAGUUUGUUCGGGAAGAAGCAGGACAAGGUUGCUGGUGGGGAUCGGAAGCCGGAGCUGCACGUGGCGCUGCAGAAGCUGCGGCUCCUGCUCGCCGACUGCGCCCGGAAGGGGGCAAAUGCCAAGGUGGCCGCCUCCGAGCUCCGGGUCGUGAUGGGGUCCCUCGCGACGGCGGUGGACGCGCCGCCGGAGGGCGUGGUCGCGGCGUCCGACGAGGCGCGGGAACUCACGAGGCGCGGCUGCGGGCGGACCUGGAGGACGACUGCGCGGUUCGUGGACGGCUGA